UCAAAUGAAUGAAGGCGUUGCCCCUCAAAGCUUUCCAUAAAAAGGGAGAGCUGGUUACAGCCAGCAGGUGAUCUGCCUGUCAACACGAGUCUAUAGUUUGCUGUAAGAUUUCAAGAUGUACGGACACAACCAAGGAAACCAGUGUCCAGGUGGCUACCCUCCCAACCCUCAAAUGCCUGGGGGCUACCCCAACAAUCCUCAAAUGUACCCGCCGCCUCAGUCAAACUGCCCUCCUGUCCACGGAAACCCUGCUUAUCCCCCUGGAGCUGGUGGUCACGGGCAAUGCCACGGACAUGGUCAUGGUCACGGUCAUGGGCAUGGUCAUGGGCACUCCCACGGUCACGAACAGUGCCACGGACAUGGACACAAGGACAAGCAUAAGAAAAAGGACAAGGACAAGAACAAGCACAAGCACAAACACGGACACAAACAUGGCAAGUGUCACAAGAAAGGAAAAGACAGCCAUGGGUCUUCCAGCAGCUCCUGUAGCAGCAGCAGUGAUUCUGACUAAACAGAAGAGGACCACUGGUGGCUAAAACCCUGGAGGAUAAUGAGCAAAAGUUAUCAUAUUGAUUCUAAAUGAUGAAACAAUAAGUAGUUUUUAAAGCAUGCAGAAAAAAAGGUGUUUCUUCCUUUUCUUUCUUUUUUUUUUUUAUCAACGUACCAUAGCAAGCAACACCUUUUCUGAAAACCGAUAUUCUGAUUUCACAAUUAUUGUGUUGUAUUUGUGAAAUUUCUUCCAUGACUGUGAGAAAAAUAAUAAAAGUGAUUCAUCUGUUCCACUAGAAAA
Messenger RNA from Oryzias melastigma (Indian medaka), 790 nucleotides. RefSeq names its product zinc transporter 7. The coding region runs from base 116 to 511 and encodes 131 amino acids. The transcript is spliced from 4 exons. The record is from RefSeq and is a predicted model, not a curated record. Lineage: Eukaryota; Metazoa; Chordata; Actinopteri; Beloniformes; Adrianichthyidae.